Molecule: messenger RNA, 291 nt
Organism: Filobasidium floriforme
Lineage: Eukaryota; Fungi; Basidiomycota; Tremellomycetes; Filobasidiales; Filobasidiaceae
Product: carbohydrate-binding module family 48 protein
Exons: 2
Biological process (GO): signal transduction
Cellular component (GO): nucleotide-activated protein kinase complex; nucleus; cytoplasm
Molecular function (GO): protein kinase binding
Source: RefSeq, a predicted model, not a curated record
AUGUCACACUCCAACCUCUACACGCACACCUUCACUUGGCCCCCAACGCCUUCCCAAUCGGUGAUCGUCACCGGUACCUUUGACAACUGGUCCGGCACUCGACACCACCUCCAGAAAGACGAAGAAUCCUCGGGAGGGUUUUGGAAGGGGAGCGUGGAGAUCCCUUUUGGGGAGAGGAUCGCUUACAAGUAUGUGGUCGAUGGGCACUGGUUGAUCAGGGAGGAUGAGGCUAAGGAGUGGGACGCCGCGGGGAACAUGAACAACAUCUUUACCGCCCCUGCUCAAAAGGAC